AUGGCGCUCUUAGAUAACCACCUCGAGCAGAUCUCGCUAUGUUCCGCGUCAAUCGCCGAGUUGCACUUUGCCCCGCCCAAGAUAUUCACCAAUGCACUGCUGCAGAACCACGAUAUCACUAGCUUGAUUCGCGACACCGAAGCACACGAGCGCGCUCUGUUUUCUGUCCCUCCGCCGCCAGCAGCGCCCAGGCAUGCUGAGCCACCCACAUCGGCCAACAGGCGCAACACCAUCUUCAACCCCAACGGCGGUCCUGGCGCAACCACGUCAGGCGGAGGAGCCAAUGCAGUUCGCGCACCCAGACGUAACACUGCUGUGGCCGCAGUCCUUGGUAACGAGCUCGUAGAGAGGAUCAGAAGAGGCGGAGGUGGCGGCGCAGGUUCAGGUCUGGGCUACCGCAAGUACGAUGCAAGCAACAAGAACGAGGUAGACGUGGAGUCGCUACUCGAAGGGGCUGAGAAGCUACUUGGCGUGUACCAAGUGCCAGGUGCGCACGAGAAGAUCGCUGCUAUGCGCCAGCGACACGCUAGGCUAGAGGCUUCGCUGGAAUACUACGAGAACCGGCUCGCCGAACAGACUGCUCAACUAGGCCGACUGAAUCGAUCGCGAGGCGAAUACGUUGACGAAGACGACGAGGUUGAAGACGAGCCGCAAGAGGAGCUUGUUCUGACAGCCGAGGACCUGCGCCGAGAAGAGGAGGAAGUACGACAGCUGGAGUCGAAGAAGAGAGGCCUUGAAGACCGAGUACACUCUAUGGGCAGGGACAUUUCAGGUCUGCGGUGA
Messenger RNA from Macroventuria anomochaeta, 783 nucleotides. RefSeq names its product DASH complex, subunit Spc34. Gene Ontology annotation, cellular component: spindle microtubule; DASH complex. The record is from RefSeq and is a predicted model, not a curated record. NCBI's taxonomy places the organism in Eukaryota, Fungi, Ascomycota, Dothideomycetes, Pleosporales, Didymellaceae. Gene Ontology annotation, biological process: attachment of spindle microtubules to kinetochore. The coding region runs from base 1 to 783 and encodes 260 amino acids. The transcript has 2 exons.